Messenger RNA from Naegleria gruberi, 1002 nucleotides. RefSeq lists its product as uncharacterized. Gene Ontology annotation, biological process: endoplasmic reticulum to Golgi vesicle-mediated transport; mitotic spindle assembly checkpoint signaling. Lineage: Eukaryota; Heterolobosea; Eutetramitea; Acrasida; Naegleriidae. The transcript has a single exon. Bases 1 to 1002 code for a protein of 333 amino acids. The record is from RefSeq and is a predicted model, not a curated record. Gene Ontology annotation, cellular component: RZZ complex.
AUGUCGCAAAGUGUUGGUGCUGGAGGUGAAUUAUUGUUGGAGUGGACAAGAAAGUUGAUCACCUCCCAGAGUGAGAAGGCUUUCUUUUAUAAUAUUGUACAGACAAGGAGUGGAAAUGAUGAAUCAUUAUUCAACUUUCCCAAGUGUAGUAUUUCUAAAGGAACGGAACAAUUCAUUGAGAGGAUUAAUUCCAUCAUUGAAAAGUCUCAAUCUUUAAAUCAUGUACUUGCUAAAUAUAUUAAACAAGCUACAGUGUUGUAUAGAGUUUUAAUUCCUAAAAUUUAUGGAGAAUUGAUUAAUCAAUUUCCUCAAUUCUCGAUGAUAUUAUUUAAUGAUUGUCAUUGGAUUGCAAAGGAAUUAGAUAUAUUAUGUGUAAAAUAUAAAAUUGAUGAUGGUUUCAAGUCAUUGGUUUGUGAUGGAGCUAGUACUUUGAGAGCAUUCUCGGAAGAACACAGAAAGGAAUUUAUUGACAAGCAAACAAUUAUUUUAAUUACUUACUUGCAAGAUUGUAACAAAUUCAAGGAUGUUUACAGUAAUAUGAAGCAGAACAAAAAGAGUUUUGAAAAGAUUGUCGAUCAUUUGGAUCAUUUAAGGAGAUUGUGGGUUCAGGUUAUUCCACAAGACAAUGGAAUUGUUAUGGCAUCACUUGGAGCUAUUUUAGAACCAAUAAUCGCUACUAUUUGUAGCUAUAUUCUCAAUCGCAAAGAUAUUGGAGAGAAUGAAUCACAGGAUAUUAGUUCUUUAAUGACAUACUUGGUAAAGUGGAUUUCAGAAAAUUUCUCCUAUGAAAAUGAAGACAUUUUGAAAUUUAUUCCAUCCUUAUACAAAUUCAGAGCUAUCAAGUCAAUGCUGGUAAUGUCAUUGUUAAAUGUUGUGGAAAAUUUUAAAGUUGGAGGCACUCUUUAUGGCUUAACUUCAGCAGAAUUAACAAAAUUGAUUCAGGCUAUUUUCGAAGACAGUAAAACCAGACGAGAGGUCAUCAACCAGAUAUCACAACCAUAA